CACGCCGUGGUGUGUCAACGUGCAGUCUGAAGAUGGAAACCGACAAAAAAGCAAAGCUCGAGUUUGCGGUACGGAUGACAUGCGACAGCUGCGUAAGGACAGUCAAAGGUGCACUGGAAAAGGCGCCCGGUGUACACUCAGUGCACAUAGACUUGGAAAAGGAGGAAGUGUUGGUGGAGACAGCCUUGACAUCUCUUGAGAUUCAGUCUCUGAUUGAGAGCACAGGUCGGCGGGCGGUGCUUAAAGGCAUGGGUGGCUCUGGGCAAGACCUGGGGACUGCCGUGGCGAUGGUGGGCGGAGUCGGGCUGGUGAAGGGGGUGGUGCGUUUCCUGCAGCUCUCACAGGACCAGUGUUUGAUUGACGGCACGAUUGACGGCCUGCAGCCUGGGCCUCAUGGCCUCCAUGUCCACGAGCUGGGUGACCUCACUCAGGACUGCACGAGCUGUGGUGAACAUUUCAAUCCCUUUGGUAAACAACAUGGCGGUCCACAAGACACAGAGAGGCAUGUUGGAGACCUGGGGAAUAUCUUCGCUGGACCAGAUGGUAGAGCUUCCUUCAGACUAGAGGACUCACACCUCAAGGUCUGGGAUGUGAUUGGUCGCUCCUUGGUGGUGGAUUCUGGAGAGGAUGAUCUUGGAAGAGGAGGUCACCCUCUGUCCAAGCAGACAGGAAACUCAGGAGAAAGGCUGGCGUGUGGAAUCAUCGCUCGGUCAGCGGGGUUAUUUCAGAACCCUAAGCAGAUCUGUGCCUGCGACGGGGUAACAAUCUGGGAGGAACGAGAUCGCCCCCUAGCGGGCAAGGGGCGUAAGGUCACAGAUCCGCCGUCAGCUAAUCUUUAACACUUUUGUUUUCAUAACUAGUUUGAUCAGCUACAAAGAGAGAGAGAGAGAGAGA
Molecule: messenger RNA, 894 nt
Organism: Chanos chanos (milkfish)
Lineage: Eukaryota; Metazoa; Chordata; Actinopteri; Gonorynchiformes; Chanidae
Gene: ccs
Product: copper chaperone for superoxide dismutase
Exons: 8
Coding region: 33-839 (268 amino acids)
Biological process (GO): superoxide metabolic process
Molecular function (GO): copper ion binding
Source: RefSeq, a predicted model, not a curated record